AUGGAUCAGGACAAGCUGCGGAAACGCAUGUCACAAAUUGAGCUGGAAAUCGACGAAAUGAACCACGUUAUCGAUGAGAAUUUGCAAUUGAAUGAAAAGGUCCCUGAGGAUGUGGAGGAGCGCGCAAUCGACAGCGAAGGUUUUGUAGAUAGAAAAAAUGCACGGGGUGUGCUUUCGGUUGAAAAAACGGGGGAUUUAGCGCCAAAACCCAAUGGGCAAGAAACGAAAGGGCAAGCAGAGAUUACCCCAGCCGAAGAUGGCAUACAAGCAAAAACAAAGGCGUCGGAGAAGCCCAAACCGCUCGAAAACAACAAACCGCAAGUUGCAGAAACUUUGGGUGAGCCUUUAUUGACGAGUUCCAAGCUCGAUGAUCUUGAGCCACAAGAUGAUAUUAAGCCACUGGAUGAUCUGAGGACACUAGAUGAGACCAUAUCGACUGUCACGGGUGCUGAUCACAGUCUCAACAGCCCAUCGGCCAUAACAAACGAGCUAAGUUCGAAAUCGGUCGAGGAAUCCGACAAAGACUCGUCUUAUUCAUCCAAACUGGCACCUUUGCGUGAAAAAAGCUCGCAGUCGGAAACUACUCCGAACUCCGAAAUUCUCACUGCGAAAAUCCAGUCGGUGAAGAAGAACUCCCAAGUGGAGAAUAGCGAGGAUGGUAAUCUCUCUGACACGUCCGAUCCUGCACCACAAACCUUGCCCAAGAUCAGAAACGUUGCUACUCCUGUCAUGUCCUCUGCUCGCCAAACUUCCAAUCCCAGCCCAUUCAGAGUCGUCUCGGUUAGCGGCAAGCAUUCUGAUAACUCGCAGGCUCAGAAACUCCAGUCGAGACACGAUUAUCUCACAUGCAAAUGCACGAAGCUGCAACGCGAAAUUCAAUACCUUUCGGACCUGCGCGAUCGCGGUGCCGUUGCACCAGAAGAUACCCGCAAGAUCAACGGUGCCCUGGUUCAACUACAAGAGUACCUCGAUCGUAAGACCAAAGAGCGUUACGAAAUAGGCGUACUGCUCAGCAGACAAUUGAGAAGAGAAAUUGACCGGGGCGAAAACGGCCAAUUUUGGGUUGGAAACUGA
This is a messenger RNA of Lachancea nothofagi CBS 11611, 1074 nucleotides long. NCBI's taxonomy places the organism in Eukaryota, Fungi, Ascomycota, Saccharomycetes, Saccharomycetales, Saccharomycetaceae. The record is from the annotation of a GenBank genome assembly.